AUGUCCAAAAGAGCUGCUGACGCGUCUGAGGAGCACUCCGCUGCCCUGAAGGCUGGAGAGCGGCCGGUCGCCGAUGCCAUUCCGGACGAGGCGGGGGAGUUCGAGGAUGAGUUCGAGGACGAAUUCGAGAGUGAGGACGAGAUUUUGGAAGCUGGUGUCGAUGGAAGACCUGAUGCAGAGCGCGAGGAAGAGGAAAGAGACGCUAUGGAGGUAGACAAACAGACAUUCAUCCCUGGAAGAACAAAACUAGCUCCUGGAGAGGUACUGUCUCCGGAUCCGUCCACAUACGACAUGUUACACACGCUCAGCACACCAUGGCCUUGUCUCUCAUUUGACAUUGUGCGCGAUUCCCUGGGCGACAACCGAAAGACAUACCCUGCGACCGUCUACGCAGUUUCUGGUACACAGGCGGCGGGAGGAAGAGCAAAGGAGAACGAACUGCUGGUGAUCAAGAUGAGCGGUCUCAGCAAGAUGGAGAAAGAGAACGAGACAGAUUCGGAGAGUGAUUCGGAUUCAGAUGAUGAUUCCGAUGACCCGAUUCUCGAGUCGAAGAGCAUUCCACUUGGAUCAACAACAAACAGAAUCCGCGCACACCAAACCCCUUCCCAGUCCGCCGACUACUCCAAGCCGCCACAGACCAUCACGGCGACCAUGCUCGAAAACUCCCAGGUUGUUAUCCACGAUGUGACUCCUUAUCUGACCAGCUUCGACGUCCCUGGCACAGUGUUGCCUCCUUCAGCCUCCAAGCCCCUCUCGACCCUGCGCAUGCACAAGUCCGAGGGUUACGCUCUGGACUGGUCCCCACUCCAGCCCCUUGGAAAGUUGUUGACUGGUGACAACGACGGAUUUAUCUACGUUACAACCCGCACUGAAGGAGGAGGUUGGGUCACAGACACCCGGCCAUUCACCGGCCACACCUCUUCGGUCGAAGAGCUACAAUGGUCACCAAAUGAGCGAAAUGUGUUUGCUUCCGCCAGCAGCGACGGAAGCGUGAAAGUUUGGGACGUGCGGUCAAAGUCACGCAAGCCCGCCGUUGACGUCAAGGUCUCCAACGCGGACGUCAAUGUCAUGAGCUGGUCGAAGCAGACGUUCCAUCUCCUUGCCACUGGUGCUGAUGAUGGACAAUGGGCUGUCUGGGAUCUGAGGCACUGGAAGCCGAAUGCGUCCGCCCCCUCGUCACAGAUCAAAGCAUCUCCAGUGGCAGCUUUCGACUUCCAUCAUGAGCCCGUCACCAGUAUUGAGUGGCACCCCACAGACGACAGUGUUGUUGCUGUCGGUUCUGCCGACAAUACCGUCACCCUCUGGGAUCUGGCUGUGGAGCUUGAUGAAGAAGAGAGCCGCGAGGCCGGCCUGGCCGAAGUGCCUCCCCAGCUGUUGUUCGUUCAUUACAUGGAGUCUGUCAAGGAGGUUCAUUGGCAGGCUCAAAUGCCUGGUACCAUUAUGGCAACAGGCAGCUCUGGAUUUGGUGUCUUCAAGACUAUCAGUGUGUAA
Aspergillus thermomutatus is the source of this 1491-nucleotide messenger RNA. RefSeq names its product ribosome biosynthesis protein RRB1. The record is from RefSeq and is a predicted model, not a curated record. The transcript has 3 exons. Gene Ontology annotation, molecular function: protein binding. Bases 1 to 1491 code for a protein of 496 amino acids. Lineage: Eukaryota; Fungi; Ascomycota; Eurotiomycetes; Eurotiales; Aspergillaceae.